AUGCGUGUCGGGAAUGCCGACGACGCAAAUCUAAAACAAUAUUUGACGGAGGUCGAGGAGGAACUGACGCGGACUAAAGCCCUGCUCUCUGAGCUUCUCCCCGGGUCCAGCCGUGACAUUACCCAUGGCGAACGAUUUACUUACCCUGAGCAGGAUAGGACCGGCGACCGGGGUCUGACGUCCGAGAUCGCUAAUCGUGAGGGAUCAUCAGAGCAGCCGGAGAGAGCCUAUCUACCCCACAGCAAUAUCGGAUCCGAGACGAUUCCUGCCCCGGAGGUCCCCAGCCAACCCUCGCUGGGUGUCUUCAGCGCUUCUUCACCCAGUAGUGGCCAGCUUUACGAUUACUCGGAUAGGAGCCAGACAGGGAUCUCCCACCGGGCUCAUCGCCGAAGCCAGGACGCUGUAAUGUCUAUGGAGACGCCCCCUUCCGCGGGGAAUGUCAAUUUCGAAUGGGACGAACGCACUGAGGACCAGGGUGGCGAUGGGUUUGUGGAUGGCAUGGCCAUUCUACCUAGUCGUUCUAAUGACGGUGGCUAUUUAGGCACCGCAUCUGGUGCUGCAUUACUGCGAAUGACAAACUCCCAAUCUGGUGGGGAAAGGCUUGACAUGCCUGAGCCUGGUCGCCCAUUUGAAACAGCAUCUUCCCAUCAGUCACCAAGCGUCCCUUUCGCCCUGAGCUCUCUGUCUCAACUAGAACCAUUUGUCGAUGCUUACUUCUCCCUUUAUCAUUGCUCAUAUCCUAUCAUCCAUGAAGCGACAUUCCGUGCGCAGUUCAUGGAGGUCAUUCCACGGCCAACCAGCAACACCUGGCAGGUACUAUUAUACGUGGUAGCAGCCUUGGGAGCUUUUACAGCUGCAGUAACGCCGACUGAUGUGGAUUUGGCUUUGUUUAAGGUGGCAAAGGCUCGCUUAACAAUUGAUGUACUGGAAACUGGCAGCUUAAUCUUAGUUCAAGCAUUGGCCUUGAGCUCAAACUACUUGCAAAAGAGGAACAAGCCAAACUCUGGGUAUAAUUAUCUUGGGCUUGCCAGGCGGACUGCAAUGGGGAUCGGGUUGCAUAAAGAGUUUCCCACUUCGAAAGCCUCUCCGCUGGCAAUGGAGAUGAGACGGAGAGUUUGGUACUGUCUCUACAUCUUUGAUGUUGGCGCAAUCAUCACCUUCUCGCGGCCCUUAGAAUUUCCAGAGCAGGGAAUCGAGACUCGCCUGCCAUUAAACAUCCAUGAAAGUGGUAUUACUGCAAGCACACAGACUGCCCCAGCCCCAGUGGCUGAAACUACUGUGUACACACAUUUACGGGCGCAAGCGAUGUUCCAUCUGAAAACAAACCUGAUCUACACCAAGAUCACCUCGACCUCAUUCCCAUCUGCGGCUGAACUAAUCGAACUAGAUGACCAUCUCAUUGGCGACUGGUUGGCAUCUCUUCCUCCCUUUUUUAACGAGGAGGUCAUCCAGGCGCCGAAAUUUGCUCUCUGCCAUUCCAUCCUGCGAUGGAGGUAUCGCAAUCUCCGAAUCCUGAUGUACCGGCCGUUUCUAGUAGGAAAAUGGAUGCUCAACUCCGACCAUGGCCCGGAUGGCCUCCGUGAGAAAGAUGAUACGCAGGUAGAACUUGCCAUCCAACGAUGCUUUGAUGCCGCCCGCGAAUCGGUCGAGCUUAUCUCAUCAUUCUGGGCACAAUAUCAGAAAACAACUAUGGCUUGCUGGUAUGGUGUAUACUUCUUGUUCCAAGCGAUCUUGAUCCCUGUGAUUUGCUUGCGCAACAAUCCGUCAGAUCCGGCCGCCCAUGGCUGGCGCGAACAGAUAUUCCAGGCAGUCAAUACCCUCGAGUCAAUGGCGCCACUCAAUGCCAACGCUGAACGAUUUCUUAGAGUCAUUCAAUCUCUCUGUGGUUGCUAUCUCCAUCCUCGCAGCAAUGGCUGGGAGGGCCCAAUCCAAGAAUCACCAGAGACACAGAUCGCUAACCUAUACCCUCUUAUGUGGCCAACGUUAGAGAUGGCACAGCUUGAUGGUGUAGAUUCUGCUCUGCAGCAAUCUGUGAUCAGCGACUUCAUGCACCAGGUGACUGGUCUGCAAUGA
Molecule: messenger RNA, 2073 nt
Organism: Aspergillus bombycis
Lineage: Eukaryota; Fungi; Ascomycota; Eurotiomycetes; Eurotiales; Aspergillaceae
Product: fungal specific transcription factor domain-containing protein
Exons: 5
Coding region: 1-2073 (690 amino acids)
Biological process (GO): positive regulation of transcription from RNA polymerase II promoter by galactose; DNA-templated transcription
Cellular component (GO): nucleus
Molecular function (GO): zinc ion binding; RNA polymerase II cis-regulatory region sequence-specific DNA binding; DNA-binding transcription factor activity, RNA polymerase II-specific
Source: RefSeq, a predicted model, not a curated record